AUGGAGAGAUCGAGAGCAAGGCCAGCAGCCCACAGUAACUAUGGCCAAGCUUGCACGCAGUGCUACAGGGCAAAGUGCCGCUGCGUGCGCCCCUCGGUUGGUGAAGAUUGCGAAAGAUGUGUUCGUCUUAAGAAAACAUGCCAGCCUUCAGAGUCGGUUCGCAAGCGGAAUGCUCAAGUAGCUGAAGAGUCUGAAACGCGGAUCGCUAGGCUGGAGGACAAAAUGGAGAGCUUGUUAUCUGCGAUGCAGUCUUUUGUCGGAUCCCCAGGGGCGCCUGGAGCGUCAGUCAACGUCUUUCAGCCCUUUCAGCCCUUCAGCGCAGACACCAUUUUGCCAUCUACUCCUUUUUCGAAUAGCACACUUGUUAACAGCGCGAACACUAGCCUAUCCUUCAGUGAGGGGUCGUCAUCUGGGAGUGGCUCGAUUGCCCCAACAUCACCUCAUCCAAAUCAGCUUUUUCUGUCGCAUCCUUAUUCUCUACCCCCUUCUACCCCAUCACAAUAUCAAGCAGACGACCGCCUCAAUUUCUUUCGGUCCCGAAUGCUACCAUAUUUCCCUUUCAUCAACCUUAACCCUGACAUAACUAGCGGUUAUCUGCGCCAAAACAGGCCUUUCUUAUUCCAAGCCAUCCACACCGUAACCACUUUCUCGACACGGGAAAGACUUGUUCAAGUUGAGAAGCUGAAGCGUCUCCUGUUCACAUCUGCUUUGCUUAAAGUCCAGUCAAAUAUCGACUUACUCCUUGGAUUACUGACCUACCUCGCCUGGAGCACCGACGCGUUUCUUGGCAGAGCAGACCACAUAUCCCGUCUCAUGAUGCUCGCCAUUUCCUUAGUAUAUGGUAUGCGGUUGUUCAAGCCAUCUUCAAUAGACGUGGAAGUUAUGAUGGCCGUGACCCAGGGGCGGAGGGAAGAAAAUAGUCAGAACCCGGACGAUGAAACGCCCUACCGCUUAUUGGAGAGGCAGCGGGCGAUGCUGGCAUGUUUUAUUCUAAGUUCUAAUAUUUCAUCUCACCUUGGGCGUCAAGAUGCCAUACGAUGGACGCCUCAGAUGGAAGAGGCGCUUAGGGCUAUCACAACGGGUGACUCAUGCCCAACGGAUAAGUUAUUUGUCGCUCAAGUACGCCUGCAGCUAUUAAAGCAAAAGGCGGAGUAUGUUCGGCAACUAGCCGAAACAGAGUUUGCUCAUUCAGAGUCAUCUACUGCUCCCGCCUCAGCGCCUCGUUUAUUGUAUCUGAAAACUCUCCGAAGGCAGCUGCAUGAGCUGAGAUCCUCCUUUCCCCCAGAUCUUUCCCAAAUAGGCAAGUUGUUACCCGGCGGAUAA
This is a messenger RNA of Blastomyces gilchristii SLH14081, 1323 nucleotides long. RefSeq lists its product as uncharacterized. The transcript is spliced from 3 exons. Bases 1 to 1323 code for a protein of 440 amino acids. Lineage: Eukaryota; Fungi; Ascomycota; Eurotiomycetes; Onygenales; Ajellomycetaceae. Gene Ontology annotation, cellular component: nucleus. The record is from RefSeq and is a predicted model, not a curated record. Gene Ontology annotation, biological process: regulation of DNA-templated transcription. Gene Ontology annotation, molecular function: DNA-binding transcription factor activity, RNA polymerase II-specific; zinc ion binding; transcription cis-regulatory region binding.